Molecule: messenger RNA, 381 nt
Organism: Lymnaea stagnalis (great pond snail)
Lineage: Eukaryota; Metazoa; Mollusca; Gastropoda; Lymnaeidae
Source: the annotation of a GenBank genome assembly
AUGUCGUCUUUUCUAUUUUGUACCGGUGGUUAUAGGGAUGACCUCAAAAACUUGGAUUGUCUCAACCUGUGCAUGAAAGAAUCCAACAGACUUUACCCUUCUGCCCCUUACAUCCAACGUCAUCUGGACCAGAACAUUGCCGUGGAGGGCAGGACCAUCCCCAAAGGAACGCUGGUCAUCGUCGAUAUCGCGAAUCUGCACAGACAUCCUGACGUGUGGGACAGACCGGAUGAGUUUCUGCCUGAACGAUUUCGACCAGAGAGCAUUAGAGACAAGGAUGCCUUCUCGUAUGUGCCGUUCUCGGCUGGACCAAGAAAUUGUAUCGGGCAGAGUUUUGCUGUCAACGAACAGAGAGUUCUUGCAGGUCGUAUACUUCAAAGG